Messenger RNA from Spinacia oleracea (spinach), 1225 nucleotides. Its product is annotated as desiccation-related protein PCC13-62. The transcript is spliced from 3 exons. Lineage: Eukaryota; Viridiplantae; Streptophyta; Magnoliopsida; Caryophyllales; Amaranthaceae. The record is from RefSeq and is a predicted model, not a curated record. The coding region runs from base 81 to 1004 and encodes 307 amino acids.
AAAAAAGUUUGUAUUUACAUUACAAAACUAUUAAUUUUAGAGCUAAUUAAGGUUAAUAAUUAUCAAUUAACCUAAAAAUUAUGGCAUUUCCCUUCACCUUAAAGUUCUUGGUAAUACCAUUUUUACUCUUAAUUAAUGUAUUAAGCUCGGUGGAGAGUGAUAGUAAUUCGAUCCCAAAAUGGGAUAUAGAUUUUUUGGAGUUUCCAUUGAAUUUGGAAUACUUAGAAGCUGAGUUCUUUUUGUGGGGUUCUACUGGAAGUGGAUUAGACCAAAUUGCCCCUGAUCUUGCUGUGGGAGGUCCUCCUCCAAUCGGGGUUCGAAAAGCUUUACUUGACCCUCUCACUAAGGAUAUUAUCAACCAAUUUGCUCUACAUGAAGUUGGUCAUUUGAGGGCAAUCCAGGCACGAGUGAAGGGGUUCCCUAGACCAACAUUGAAUCUAAGCAUAGCACAAUUUAGUGAUAUGAUGAACUCUGCAUUUGAACGUCCACUAAUUCCCCCCUUUGAUCCUUACAAAAAUUCAGUGAAUUACCUUCUUGCCUCUUAUUUAAUUCCCUAUGUUGGCCUUAAUGGUUACGUUGGUACCCUUCCCAAACUUCUUUCUGUAGAAUCGAGAAAGCUAGUAGCAGGAUUAUUAGCAAUGAAAUCAGGCCAAGAUGCAGUGAUCCGAACAAUGCUCUAUCAACGACGACUCCAAAGAGUGACUCCUUACAAAAUAACCGUACAAGAGUUCACAACCCGAAUUUCGAACCUAAGGAACAAGCUUGGGGCGAUGAGUGACAUUAGUUCAAAGGAUGAAGGCAUAUUUGUCGACUCGAAAGACGGUGCAGAAGGCAAGAUUCAGGGCAAUGUACUUUCCGGCGACCCGAACUCUUUAGGGUUCCCUAGAACUCCUGAGGAAAUAUUAAACAUUUUGUAUGGAAGUGGUGAUGCCAAAAAGGUUGGUGGGUUUUUCCCUAAAGGUGCUGGUGGAUUCAUAGCCCAAAAUUAUCUUCAACCAAAAUAGGCUACUUCUAAUAGAUUAGUUUGAUAGUUUUUAAAGAUUUUUUGCUAGGUUUUUAGAAGUUUAAUUAGUUUAGUUGCAUAUUAUAAAAAUAGUUUAAGUAGGAGAAAAUAGUUUGGAUUUUUGUUUAGAAUAAUAGAUGGAUUUAUAAGGAGCAUUUUAAUUUAACCUUUGUUUUCACAAGAGAACAUAAAAAAGUCAACUUCAUGCAUUUCCUUAUAUAA